Molecule: messenger RNA, 564 nt
Organism: Penicillium brevicompactum
Lineage: Eukaryota; Fungi; Ascomycota; Eurotiomycetes; Eurotiales; Aspergillaceae
Product: histone-fold domain-containing protein
Exons: 4
Coding region: 1-564 (187 amino acids)
Cellular component (GO): CHRAC; nucleus
Molecular function (GO): protein heterodimerization activity
Source: RefSeq, a predicted model, not a curated record
AUGGUUCCAAAGCCUGUGGGAGAGCCGGACGAGAUCACCGGCCAGAGCGCACUUCCCAUCUCACGAGUCAAAAAGAUCAUUCAGCUGGAUGAAGACAUUGUACAAUGCUCCAACAACGCGACUUUCGUCAUCGCAAUGGCCACUGAAAUGUUCAUUAAGUACCUUGCUGAACAAGGGCACAACGUGGUCAAGGCUGAGCGAAAGCCUCGCAAGACCGUCCAAUACAAAGAUCUUGCCUCGGCAGUAUCACACACUGAUAAUCUCGAAUUCCUCUCCGACGUGAUCCCCAAGACUACGACCUACAAACAAUUCAAGGAGAAGAAGGCUAAGGACGCGGCCGAGCAAACCACCAUGGAGAAGGGUCAGCGUACUCUCAACGGAGCCGGAGUACCGCCGCCACCAGCCAAUGGAAGCAGCAUGGGAGAGGCUACACCACAGGGAGAGGAACCAAGUGCCACAUCCCCAUCUGUUCCUCGGCCGAUGGUGCCUGUCAGCGCACUGAUUGCGGAUCGGACUGUUGAGCCCGUGGCCAACCAGGACCAUGAUGUGGAAAUGCAGGGCUGA